GGGGAGCAGAGUUGCCAAGGAGGGAUGAGUGAGAUUCUAUUCUUUUCUACACAGUCAAUGUUCUCACAUACAAUGAAUAAGAACAGCAGACUACACACUCAUUCUAUCAUAGGGAAAACAUUUUUCUCUGAAAUUGGCAUUGGGAUCUCAGGCAACAGCUUCCUUCUUCUCUUCCACAUCCUCAAGUUCAUGCGUGGGAACAGGCCCAGACUCACUGACCUGCCCAUUGGUCUCUUAUCCCUAAUCCACCUACUGAUGCUUCUGGUUGCAGCAUUCAUAGCCACAGACAUUUUUAUUUCUUGGAGGGACUGGGAUGACAUCACAUGUAAAUUCCUUGUGUACCUGUACAGAGUUUUGAGGGGUUUCUCCCUUUGUACCACCAGCAUGUUGAGUGUNCUCCAGGCCAUCAUUCUUAGUCCCAGAAGCUCCUGUUUAGCAAAGUUCAAGCAUAUAUCUCCUCAUCACAUCUCAGGUGCCAUUCUUUUCCUGAGUGUCCUCUAUAUGUUAAUUAGCAGUCAACUCUUGGUAUCAAUCAUUGCCACCCCCAAUUUGACCAUGAAUGACUUUAUUUAUGUUACUCAGUCCUGCUCUAUUCUACCCUUGAGUUACCUCAUGCAAAGCAUAUAUUCUACACUGCUAGCCAUCAGGGAAUUCUUUCUUAUUAGUCUCAUGGUCCUCUCUAAUUGGUACAUGGUAGCCCUCUUAUGCAUGCACAGGAAACAGACACAGAAUCUUCAUGGAACCAACCUGUCCCCCAAAAAAUCCCCAGAGCAAAGUGCUACCCAGACCAUCCUGAUGAUCAUGAGCUUCUUUGUACUGAUGACCAUCUAUGAUACCAUAGUCUCCUGCUCAAGAANUAUGUUCCUGAAUGAUCCAACAUCUUACUCUAUGGAACUCUUUAUAAUGCACAUUUAUGCCACUGUCAGCCCUUUUGUGUUUAUGAGCAUUGAAAAACAUAUAGUUAACUUUUUGAGAUCCUUGGGUAAGAGAGUGAUAAAUUUGAAUCUUCAUUGAUGAGAAGAUACUUAAGAAGAGACAAUGUUCUGCCAUCAGAACUGUCAGUCAUGGCAUGCUGUCUAUGUGCAU
Mus caroli (Ryukyu mouse) is the source of this 1086-nucleotide messenger RNA. RefSeq names its product vomeronasal type-1 receptor 48. Gene Ontology annotation, molecular function: pheromone receptor activity. NCBI's taxonomy places the organism in Eukaryota, Metazoa, Chordata, Mammalia, Rodentia, Muridae. The record is from RefSeq and is a predicted model, not a curated record. Gene Ontology annotation, biological process: G protein-coupled receptor signaling pathway. Gene Ontology annotation, cellular component: membrane.